AUGCCCACAGCUGAAUCCAGCGAGUCGCUCUCGGCUGCCUACGCUCAAAACUACGACCAUGCCUACUCGAGCCCGCAGUACAACCAGCAGCAGCACUACAAUCAUCCCACUCAAAACCACGACUCGCAUCUUCAUCAUCACAACUCCACCUCCUCCUCAAACUCUACCGCUCCUGCCUCUUCCUCGGCCUCGGGAUCCCACCCCGGCCUGUCUCGGGCAGGCGGCAGCGUAGGCUCUUCGGGCUCCCAGUCAUACUACUCUUCCACAACAACAAUCCCGCAACAGGCUGGAAACACCUACAUGCAGCAUUACAACAACUAUCACCCGCAGCAACACUAUCCUUCCCCUCCCACCGGUCCAUAUCGUCCUCCUCGUCAUAUCAGCAGCAACUAUCCAGAGCAGUCCCAGUCUGCUGCUUUGAAUCCUGCUAGAGCUGCUGCUGCCGGUCAUCUCGCUCCAGCCCCUCCCAUCUCAUCCAACAUGUACGCACAGUCCAACAUCUCCAUGCCCGCCCUCGGUCCCGUCGCCACCGAUUCUUCGUCCAGAGCGCCUCCGCUCGCAGACGACUUUGGCGACUCGUUCGCCAACAUGAACCUCUACGGCACACCCAAGCUCGGCCCACAGCGCUCAAAGUCGCCCGCCUACCAGACUACGCCAGGAGGCUCUAGCAACGACACUGCGUCAACAAAGGGCGUACCCAGCGCCGCGUCCGUUCGAGCCAAUGCCAUGUUUGCCAACCAGGAGAUCCAUCAGUCUGCGUCAGAAGUGCAGCCCGAAAACUCGCUAGCUGCCAUCGCGGACCAAGUCGAUCAGGCUGCGGCCGACCUUGAUCCCAACGUUGCCGGUGUCUCGGCGAUGGCGCCUUCACAGAACGAUCACUCGAGCAGCCACCAUACCAUGGGCAGCAGCGCUUACCAUGCAACUCAAGCCGCAAGCGCAGCACACCCUGACUGGAACCCACAACAUGGCGCUGUCAAUCCAAAUUCGAACGAGCCAACCUACGCCGGUCAGUAUGCAUCGGGCGCUCGACAGCAUUCGGCUCCCGGCGAGUAUCCAGGUGGACAGUAUGUGGCCAGCUCGACGGAUGGUCAUGGUGCCGGCGCUGCCGACGGUGGUCAGAUGGCAUGGGAUCCAAGCGCCGCAGCUGCUGCAGGCUACUACGCUACCAACGGAGGCGCGCAGGGCGUCGGGCAGCCCUACCAUGCAUUUCAGCCACAAGCGCUCCACUCUGCAGGCUACCCUUUCUCUGCUCAGGGCGGUCACGCAGCCUAUCCAGGCGCGGGCACACCUUCGGGCUACGAGUCGAAUCCUUACUUUGCUGCUGCUUCUGGCUACCUCGGCUUUCCCGAAGGCGCCGCUCCCGGUUUCCCUCCCGGUUCCGCCGAUCCCUAUGGUGCUGCUGCGGGUAACGGUACGCCUGGUAUGAUGGGCAUGGCUGCUCCCGGUGGCGUUCGACCCAACAUGCUCUCGCGCCAGGGAACCCAGCUCUCAAUGAUGUCGACCAACUCGAACUCAUUCGCAGGCAUGGCUUCCACCAACCCACGUCGCAAAUCCAAAGAUGCGGCUCCUCAACAGACGCUGCCCUUCAACAAGUCGUUCGUCACCGAAUACCGACAGCGCAUGAAGGGCGACCCCGACCCGGAAGCACAAUUCGCCUAUGCAAAGUACCUCAUCGAGGCGGCCAAAAAGGUGCACGAUCCAUCCGACGGCCCCAAGCAGCAACGCAAGUACCGCGAUACGCUGCUCUCGGAGAGUCUCAAGCUCAUCAAACGUCUCGCUACCACAGGUAUGGGGCUGGGCAAGCCUCCGUACGCCGAAGCGCAGUUCUUCCUCGCCAACUGCUUCGGCAACGGCAGCCUAGGUCUGCAGGUAGACCACGAAAAGGCGUACAACCUGUACGUGCAAGCGUCCAAGCAGAACCAUCCCGCCGCCACCUACCGCACCGCCGUGUGCAACGAGGUCGGCGCCGGAACGCGACGCGAUCACCACCGAGCGGUGCUCUUCUACCGCAAAGCAUCCGCGCUGGGCGACACCGCGGGCAUGUACAAGCUCGGCAUGGUUCUGCUCAACGGAAUGCUGGGUCAGCCACGCAACGUGCGCGAGGCCAUCGUCUGGCUCAAACGCGCUGCAGCGCAGGCGGACGAAGACAACCCGCAUGCGCUCCACGAGCUCGGCCUGCUGCACGAAAAGGCGACCAACGGCGUCGUGCUGCACGACGAGGCGUACGCGCGCGAGCUGUUCACCCAAGCUGCGCAGCUCGGCUACUCUCCGUCGCAGUUCAAGCUCGGUUCUGCGUACGAGUACGGCAACCUGACGUGUCCCGUCGAUCCACGCCGGAGUAUCGCGUGGUACACCAAAGCGGCGCAGCGCGGCGACGGCGAGUCCGAACUCGCGCUCUCCGGCUGGUACCUGACCGGAUCAGAGGGCGUGUUGAAGCAAAGCGAUAGCGAGGCGUACCUCUGGGCGAGGAGGGCUGCUAGCAAGGGGAUCCCCAAGGCGGAGUAUGCGGUGGGGUACUAUUCCGAAGUGGGCAUUGGGGUGGCGGCGAACCUGGAUGAGGCCAAGAGGUGGUACAUGCGCGCAGCGGCUCAGGGGAACAAGCGCGCGAUGCAGAGGUUGACGGAACUCAAAAAGAUGAAGGGAGGGAUGGGGAAGAAGGGCGCUAGACCGACGAGAAAGGAUGCCGAGAAGGAGUGUGUCGUUAUGUAA
Molecule: messenger RNA, 2709 nt
Organism: Pseudozyma hubeiensis SY62
Lineage: Eukaryota; Fungi; Basidiomycota; Ustilaginomycetes; Ustilaginales; Ustilaginaceae
Product: SKT5-like protein
Exons: 1
Coding region: 1-2709 (902 amino acids)
Molecular function (GO): protein binding
Source: RefSeq, a predicted model, not a curated record